AUGGCCCCGAAGCCGCUUGCCGUACCCCCACAACUCUUGAAAGAGAUUGGCGCACCAGAACAAACCGGCGUCUUGCGAUCUAACAGACGGUGGAAGAGCCAGGGUCAGAACAGAAGAGACCGGCGAAAAGCUGAGAGGCAGUCGAAGAAGCAGCGGCAGGCCACAUCACGGAGGGAUCCCUCCAAACAAAUCCACCAACAUGUUGAAAGAGGUCAGAAGGAGGACAUUGACGAAGACUCUUCAAACGAUGGAAAAAAGACGCCGACACAGCAACGCCACGAGCAAUUCUCCCAUAAGAAGCGCAAGCGAGCAGACCUAGGGGAAACAAACGACAGCGAUGAACUAGAGCAGCCAGCAGCGGCGAAACACCCAUCCCGUAAAAUGCAAGAGAAACUGGCUAAGGACGAUGCCGAGAUUGAGCAGCUCGAGCGCAAGCUGGGGAUGAAAAAGGGCCGCAAGUCAUUGCCCAAAUCUUUCAAGGAUGACGGCCUGGAAGAUUUGCUAGGCGAUCUCAAUGAUGCCAGCGACUGGGAUGAAGUGGGCGGCAAGAUGAAGAGUGAGGCCGAAGAGUGGCUGGCUCAAAAACGUCAGAAGGCGACUGAAACACUUGCGAAAGCUCGGCGCGCUCCAGAAAGCGAGGGGGACUAUGAGGAUGAGGAAGACUUCAGCGACGAGCUCGAUUUUACUCGUGAUGACGACAGCGACAGCGACGGAUCUAAUGACGACGCCAUGAUUUCUGAAGAUGAUUCACAUGACCAGAGUUCUUUCGAAGGCAUUGAUUCGGGAGAAGAGGAGACGGCACAAGACACCAAACGCGUCAAAGAGAACCCCUAUCUACCUCCGGUUGCAGCCGGCACCCAGCUGCCAAAGUAUAUUCCUCCGUCAUUGCGAGCGAAGUCUGGCGGCGAUGCAGACGUGGAGGCUCAGAUCCGUAGGCAAUUGCAAGGCCCUGUCAACAGAGUGGCUGAGGCCAACCUAACCUCCAUUGUCGGCGAGAUCGAAAAAAUAUAUCAGAACCAUCCAAGGGGCCAUACCAACAAGAUCCUCACCAGUCUUCUAAUGGCUCAAAUCUGCGACCCCACGAGCAAGCCCGACACGUUACUGGUGCUAUCCGCCGGUUUCAUUGCGGCCCUUUAUAAGGUAAUCGGUGUUGACUUUGCAGCACACUUCCUCACUACGUCUGUGGAACGAUUCCAGGUCGAGAGAGAGAAAGCAAUUGCAAUGGCGGCUGAGCAACGGAUACCAACGAAAGAAACAUCCAACUUGCUCACUGUGCUAGCGGAAAUGUACAUCUUCCGCGUCAUUAGCAGCAACCUCAUGUUCGACUUUGUGCGGAUUCUUCUCGGCGACCUCUCUGAGCUGAACGCUGAGCUUCUACUACGAAUUGUGCGUGUAGCGGGCCCCCAGCUGCGCAAGGACGAUCCAUUGGCUCUGAAAGACAUUGUCAGCCUGAUUCGCCCGGCCGUGGCCAAUAUUGGGGAGGGCAACCUGACGGUUCGCACAAAAUUCAUGAUUGAAACAAUCAGUGACCUCAAGAACAACAAGAUCAAGGCCGGCGCACAGGAUUUGGUCAUUCUCAAUGAGCAUGUAACUCGCAUGAGAAAGGUAUUGGGAUCCCUCGACACGCUAAAGCUCAAAGCUACGGAGCCCCUGCGAAUUGGGCUCAAAGACAUCGAGAACGCGGAUAGGACUGGCAAGUGGUGGCUGGUUGGUGCCAGCUGGGCGGGUCAGAGUGCGCAAGACGCGAGGCGGGGAGACAACAAGAUCGAGGUGGCAGCUGGGCCAGAGUCCAGUAAGAGUGACGAUGGCGACGACGAUGUUGUUGUUGCAGAUGCUGAUGACCUGGCCACACCUGACUAUGCCCAGCUUGCUCGAGAGCAGGGCAUGAACACAGACGUGCGAAGGGCCAUCUUCAUCGCCCUGGUGGCAGCAGCCGACUACCAGGACGCCUUCAUGCGAAUUCUUAAACUGCGGCUCAACAAGUACAACCGACGCGAAAUUCCUAAUGUGCUGCUUCAAUGUUCGGGGGCACAACAGCACUACAAUCCCUACUACACCCUUGUGGCAAGGAAAUUUUGCAGCGACUCAAGAAUCAAGCACGCAUUCCAGGACACGCUGUGGACGUUGUUUCGCAGACUUGGCGAGCCCUUGUUUGGGGAGGAACCAGAGGAAGAGGACGAGGAGGCAGCAGAUGAUCGGCGGCUUAUCAACACUGCCAAGAUGGUGGGAAGUCUAGUUGCCGAUGGCUCUAUCGGGCUCGGGAUCCUAAAGCCUCUCAACUUGGCGUAUGUCAGGGAGACGACGAGUUUGUUUGUCGAGGUGAUGCUCAUCACGGUGCUCCAAGAGUGCAGCCGAGUCAAGAAUAAGAGCUUGGAGCAGGCCCUUAGCUUACCUUUGGGCAGCGGCUUGGCCCCAGCCCUUGCACGAAGCCUAGGCUAUUUCCUGCGCAAAAAGGUGCGAGUCACGGAUUUGGUUAGUAAUAAGAGGGUAACCAAGACUGUCAGAGAGGCCUGUAGAGUUGCUGAGAGGUUGCUAGAGAGGCCAGGUAUUGAUGCGGUAUAA
Colletotrichum graminicola M1.001 is the source of this 2562-nucleotide messenger RNA. Its product is annotated as MIF4G domain-containing protein. Gene Ontology annotation, biological process: ribosomal small subunit biogenesis. Gene Ontology annotation, cellular component: nucleolus. The transcript has a single exon. Gene Ontology annotation, molecular function: protein binding; RNA binding. Bases 1 to 2562 code for a protein of 853 amino acids. The record is from RefSeq and is a predicted model, not a curated record. Lineage: Eukaryota; Fungi; Ascomycota; Sordariomycetes; Glomerellales; Glomerellaceae.